AUGGAUAAUAUUGAAAAUGAACUACAAGUACUGCCUUCAAACACGUCUAUAGAGAGAAGUACAACUCAUACAAGUACUCAUACAGUUGUACGGACCUCAACUUUUCUCUCGCGUCAUGAACAACUUGACGAUCCCCAUAAGUUUUCCGAUGGGUGGAAUAGACGAUCUUUAUUGGUCUUAUUUGGGUCAUUCUUCGGUAUGAUUGGUUCUUUGGGUUUUGUAAACUCAGGAGGGGUUCUACAAACAUAUUUACUACAAAACACAUUAAAGGAUAUACCUCCAUCCACGGUGGGUUGGAUUUUUUCCGUAUAUAACUUCUUUGCAUUUGGAAUGACAUUAAUAUCGGGACCGAUAUUCGAUAAAGUAGGUUGUAAGAUUCCUAUUGCAUUUGGUACCGUGGUUAUGACUGUCGGGCUUAUACUUACCAGUUUCUGUACCAAGGUAUAUCAAUUUAUAUUAAGUUAUGGAAUACUUACGGGAUUGGGAGCAGCAUUCACGUUUGGUCCUUUUGUCUCAUGUCUUAGUCAUUAUUUCUUGAAAAAGAGGGCAUUGGCCAUUGGUGCUUCCUAUACUGGUGGUGGAAUAGGUGGAGUGGUAUUGCCAUUAAUUUUCAGAAGCUUAUUUGGCAAGGUCGGAUUUGGAUGGACUCUAAGAAUUGGAGCAUUCAUAUGUUUGUUUUUUUUGGUUACGGGUUGGUUAUUGGUAAAUGAUAGACAUGAAGAAUUUAAAGAAGAGAGUGACGAAAGUAUAUUCAAACAAAUCGUUGGUUCAGUCGAUUUCAAAAUCUUGUUCCAUCAUGGUUUAUUCUCCGUCAUUGUUUUUGGACUUUUGUUUAACGGUCUUGCAUUUUUAAUCACACUUGUGGUUAUAUCUUCAUACUCAACAUCACGAGGAUUCUCCGACUCAGAUUCAUAUUUACUAGUAGUGGUGUUCAACUGUUUCAGUAUACCCGGUAGAAUUAUCCCCAGUAUCUUAGCCGACAAUUAUCUCGGUAGAUUCAAUACUUUCUGCAUGAUAAACACAUUCUCAAUAAUAGCAUUCACAAUCAUUUGGUUGCCAUUUGGACAUCACUUACAAGCAUUGUUCGUAUUUGCAGCCGCAUUUGGGUUUUCAAGUGGGUCAGUAUUAAGUUUAUCCGCCAGUUUGGUGGCAUCAAUUAUACCCACAAGUGAAAUCGGUAAAGGGUUAGGAACAGCAUUUUUCAUCUUAUCGAUUGGUGACUUGUUUGCUAUUCCUAUUUCGGGGGCUAUAACAAAUUCCGGUACGAGAAAAAGCUAUGAUAAUUUAGUGGUGUUCCUAACUUGUUGUGCUGGUGUAGGAUGGAUUAUUAGUUUUGUUGGUAGGUAUUUAUAUGGAGGGUUAAAUCUUAAACGAGCAUAG
Messenger RNA from Spathaspora passalidarum NRRL Y-27907, 1380 nucleotides. RefSeq lists its product as uncharacterized. Gene Ontology annotation, cellular component: fungal-type vacuole membrane. The transcript has a single exon. Gene Ontology annotation, molecular function: transmembrane transporter activity. Gene Ontology annotation, biological process: transmembrane transport. The record is from RefSeq and is a predicted model, not a curated record. Bases 1 to 1380 code for a protein of 459 amino acids. Lineage: Eukaryota; Fungi; Ascomycota; Pichiomycetes; Serinales; Debaryomycetaceae.